Molecule: messenger RNA, 1488 nt
Organism: Closterium sp. Naga37s-1
Lineage: Eukaryota; Viridiplantae; Streptophyta; Zygnematophyceae; Desmidiales; Closteriaceae
Source: the annotation of a GenBank genome assembly
AUGGGGAGUAAUGACGGCACAGCAGCCAUGAAUCAGAAAGCACAGCUGACCGACCAGGAGCACCGAGCUAAAAACGACCACCACUUUAGAACCGAGCACUACCGAUUUAGAUCCGAGCACUACUCGAGAGCUGAACAGUCGACGAGCGGCAAGGCCCAAAUCGCACCGACCUUCCACUGGCGCGUCGCGCUUCCCGCGCUCGUCGCGGCGACGAUCCUCACGUUCCUAUUGGCAGAUCCGCUCCGCCUGAGCCCCGUGGCUCACCUCCCGUUCGACCCGGUCGUCAUCGACAUCGCGCCGCCGCCGCCGCGCUCCGUCAGAGACCCUCUUAAUAGGCUCGCUGAUGCCGAGAUCAUGUUCGAGGGCGAGGCGUUCGGGCCUGAAAGUCUGGCGUGGGAUCUGGACGGCAGGGGGCCGUACGCGGGCGUGGGCGACGGACGAGUCGUGCGCCGCACGGCGGACGGCCGCGCGUGGGAUACGUUUGCGUGGGCGUCGCCGCUACGGACGCCCGAUCUCUGUGACACACACGCCCCUCGGCGCUUCAGUGGCUCUGCCACGUCACAGGAGCUCGGACCAAUGGAAAGGAGACACGCGGCGGCAGCAGCAGCGAAGCUGCCAGCCUCGGAGAGAGUGGCGACCGCGUUCGGCGUGUUCCCCAGCGACGUGUCUCUCGUGCAGCCCCACAUCCGAACCACCGUUCAAGACUCGGUGCCAGGCUCGGUGCUAGGCUCGUUGGAAGGUCCUGCUGGGAACCACACCUCCUCAGACGUACCUUCAGAAGAGCCUCAAAGCACCGCCGCCUCUCUUGCCGCACAGGCUGCCAAUGUAGAGUCAUCACAACAGAACCAACUGUCCCAGCAAAUCCAGCAAUCUCAGCAAUCCCAUCAGGCCCAAAAUUCCCAUCAGGCUCAGAAAUCCCAGCAAGCCCUCCCAAACCCCUCCACGGAGCACAUAUGCGGGCGGCCGCUGGGGCUGCGGUUCCAUGCGGUGACGGGGGAGCUGUUCUUCGCGGAUGCGUACUUUGGCGUGUUCAAGGUGGGGCGGCAGGGCGGGCUGGCGCAGCCUGUGGUGACGCGCGUGGACGGCCGCCCGCUGCUGUUCGCCAACGACCUUGAUAUUGCCGCCAGCGACGAGAACGGCACCCUCUAUUUCACCGACACCAGCACUCGCUUCUACCGCCGGGCCUACUACGUGUCAAUAGUGGAGGGCAGGACGGAUGGGCGGCUGGUGCAGGUGGACCUCCCCCGUAUCCCAUCCCUCUCCUUCCCCUGCCUCCAUCUCUCGCUGUCCUCGUCUCCCCAUCUCACCUGCCCCAGGGACUACUACGUGUCAAUAGUGGAGGGCAGGGCGGACGGGCGGCUGUUGCAGGUGGACCUGGCGACUGGCCGGGUGGCAGUGCUGGUGGACGGCCUUUCAUUCGCCAACGGUGUUGCGCUCUCGAGAGACCAGUCCUUCCUUGUGUUCUGCGAAACCACCACUCUGAGGUAA